Molecule: messenger RNA, 234 nt
Organism: Tinamus guttatus (white-throated tinamou)
Lineage: Eukaryota; Metazoa; Chordata; Aves; Tinamiformes; Tinamidae
Source: RefSeq, a predicted model, not a curated record
GAGCGCAUCUACUCGCGCUUCCUCCCCGCCGCGGAGCCGCGCGGCUACGCGCGCCACGUGUUCCGCAGCUUCGACACCAACGACGACGGCACGCUGGACUUCCGGGAAUACGUCAUCGCGCUGCACCUCACCUCCUCCGGGAAGACCCAGCUCAAGCUGGAAUGGGCGUUCGCGCUCUUCGACGUGGACCGGAACGGGGAGGUCAGCAAGGCCGAGGUGCUGGAGAUCAUCUCG